Messenger RNA from Ananas comosus (pineapple), 1991 nucleotides. RefSeq names its product probable trehalose-phosphate phosphatase 2. Gene Ontology annotation, biological process: trehalose biosynthetic process. Lineage: Eukaryota; Viridiplantae; Streptophyta; Magnoliopsida; Poales; Bromeliaceae. The transcript has 12 exons. Gene Ontology annotation, molecular function: trehalose-phosphatase activity. Bases 455 to 1657 code for a protein of 400 amino acids. The record is from RefSeq and is a predicted model, not a curated record.
CUCCUCUUCUCUCUUCUUCUCCUCUAUCUCGCUCUCUCUUAUACAAGAGAUUCUCCGUGUUUUUUUACGCCUUUUUAUUUUGUUAUUAUUGUGACAUUGUGGGGAUUUAAAUCCAUUCGAUAUUGAUUCAUCGAUUGCUAAUAUAGUAAGAUCAGUUAUAACAAGUUUUCGAGCCAAAGUGGAAUUGCCUGAAACUCCCGUGAGCACUUCACCUCGAGAAUGUCCGAUCAUUGGCUGUAAAUGCUUUGCGUAUCUGGCAAUGUUAAGGUCUCAGGAAUUGCUUGCUUAUUGAUGGACUGCAUGCACAACUGCAGUGACAAGAAGACACUGAAGAGGUGGUUUUUCAUAGACAAAAGGGGUGGUUGAGAAGGAUACUACUUCGUUAAGACGACGCUAUUCGAAUCAUUCUCGAGUCGUGUGGAAUUGUUGUGCUUUUUCCGUUAAUCCAAACCCGAUGGAUUUGAAGACUAACCAUAGUUCCCCUGUCAUAACCGAUCCCGUGCCCGUAAACAAUUCGAUACUAGGUUUGCAUUCUAGCAUGAUGCCUUACGCGAGUUCCUCCGUGGGAUAUAAUUCUUCCGGGAUGUACGCAAACACACCCAGGAAAAAGGCCAUACCUGGUAAGCUCGGUGAAAUUCGAGCUAAUAGUCUGCUGGACGCGAUGACAGCCUCUUCGCCUCCUCGUAAGAAGCUUAAUAAGGAGUUUGGUUUAGAUGCCGCAAUCGAUGAAACUGAUCCAGCCUAUCGCGCUUGGACGAUGAGGUAUCCGUCAGCUUUAACUUCGUUCGACCAAAUCACGGGAUGUGCGAAAGGAAAGAAGCUGGCACUGUUUCUAGACUAUGAUGGAACUCUUUCACCUAUUGUGGACAACCCGGACAACGCUAUCAUGUCUGAUGCGAUGCGCGAAGCUGUUAAAAAUGUGGCCAAGUGCAUCCCUACUGCAAUUAUCAGCGGAAGGUCUCGAGAUAAGGUUUUCGAAUUUGUAAAACUAACAGAACUAUACUAUGCUGGUAGUCAUGGAAUGGACAUAAUGGGCCCAGUCAGAAAAUCUGAGCCUGUCGGUCACCGUCAGAACUGCAUUAGGACCACUGACAAGCAGGGUAAGGAGGUGAAUCUUUUUCAGCCUGCAGGCGAGUUUCUACCUAUGAUCGACGAGGUUUUUAGAUCCCUCGUCGAGAUUGUUAAAGAUAUUGACGGUGCACACGUUGAGAACAAUAAAUUUUGUGCGUCUGUACACUACCGUAAUGUAGAUCCAAAGGAUUGGGACGACAUUGGCGAACGCGUGAACGCGUUCUUGAAGGCCUACCCUCGUUUGCGACUAACCCACGGGCGGAAGGUUUUAGAAGUCCGGCCUGUGAUAGAUUGGAACAAGGGGAAGGCUGUUGAGUUUCUGCUCGAAUCACUCGGACUGAGUGAUUGCGACGAUGUGCUCCCGAUUUAUGUUGGGGAUGAUAAGACCGACGAAGAUGCAUUUAAGGUGCUGAGAGAGAGGAGCCACGGUUUCGGGAUCCUAGUAUCGACCGUGCCGAAAGAAACUGAUGCGUUUUACACUCUGAGAGAUCCCUCGGAGGUAAUGGAGUUUCUGAAAUCACUGGUCAGAUGGAAGGAGGCUGCAUCAGAGGAAUACGAGGAUAAUGAGUCUACUACUGACCACUAAACAUUACAGAUAAAAAAGUUAUAGAUACAGUCGCAGAUAGACGACCGCAAACGAAUAAGCCCGGCUGCGGUGUGAGGCUAUCCUUUUGUGGCAGAACGUCAUUUCGUUUCUGCUUUGUUGCAUUUAUUUGUUUAUCUUGUGUGUUUCAACCCGUAGCCAGCAUAUUUAUGAAUAUAUAUACGUAUAUGGUGCUUCUUUUUUAUUUUUAUUUUUUUUAAGAAUCCGUUGCUGGUAUAUUUCAGUGGUCAUUUUUAUUCAUUAGCUCCUUGUAAAGGUACAAUUGUUGCUAAAUUAUUUAGAUUCAAUUUGUGCCUUUUUUGUUUUUUGCCUCUCU